UCAAACCAAAAUUCUCAUUUUCCCUCUCUUUCCAUUUGCUUCUUCUUCGUCUUCAUCCACUCAUGGAGAACCUGAAGAAGUCAGUCAUCAAAAUCGCUUACACCAGAGACCAUGCUAACCUCUCUCUUCUGCAACGCUCUUUCAUCCCCUUCCUCUACAUGGCGUCUUCUCUCUACAACCUCGCUCUCUCCCUUCGUCACCGUUUCUACCUUUACGGCAUACUCCGCAAGCAUCGGUUGCCAGUGCCAGUUAUUAGUGUUGGGAAUUUGACUUGGGGAGGCAAUGGGAAAACACCAAUGGUCGAGUUCAUUGCCUUAUGGCUUGCGGCCUCUGGGAUUUCACCUCUAAUUCUUAAUAGGGGUUAUGCUGGUGGAGAUGAAGCUAAAAUGCUUAGGAGGCAUCUUGCUGGGAGUUCCGUUAAAGUAGGUGUUGGAGCAGAUAGGAGAGCUACUGCUGCUUGGUUUUUUAACAAAUAUGGUUAUGUUGAAUUUCAAAGCAGCACGAUGGCUGAGAAGUAUUGCUUAAAACAAAUGGGAAAUCUUCCUAAAUCUGAAAAAAUUGGUGCUGUUAUUCUUGAUGAUGGGAUGCAGCACUGGAGUUUGCACCAUGACUUGGAGAUUGUUAUGUUCAAUGGGAUAACAUUUUUGGGAAAUGGGCAAUUAUUACCACUUGGACCUUUAAGAGAAACAUUAGCUGCACUCAAGAGGGCAGACGUUGCCAUUAUUCAUCAUGCUAAUCUGGUUUCAGCACAAAAUAUUGAAGAUAUUGUGAUAAGGUUGCAGAAAAUUAAGGAUACGCUUACUGUGGUGUUUACUGAAAUGUGUCCUGCAUACUUCUUUGAAGUGACAACUAUCAACUCCAAAUUAUCAUUGGAAACAUUGUCUAAGAAUGUAGUAGUAUGUGUUUCCGCCAUUGGCUCUGCUGAUGCUUUUGUGCAGACAAUGCAAAAGAUUGGAGCAUAUCAUGUUGAUCGACUCGACUUCAGUGACCAUCACGUCUUUCAAGACAGGGAUAUCGCACUCAUCAAAGUGAAGCUUGAGGAAUUGGAGAAGAAAUUUGCUUCCAAGCCAGUCGUUGUUGUUACGGAAAAGGAUUAUGAUCGGGAUCCUAUGAUAUUCAAGUGCUUGCAUCCGUACCGUGUUUUCGCUCUCUGUUCUCACCUGCAAAUCACGGGCAGCAAUGGUUGCAGUGAGGAUAGCUUCAAGAAGAUGUUGGAGAUGGCGGUACGAGUAGAACUCUCUUCUUUAAUGAGUUUGAAUUCAAGGCCAUGUUUCUGGAAGAAGAUUUCGUGGAACAAAACACGUUCCAUGAAAGGAAAACUACAAAGGAAACAGAAAAAAGAUUUGAAAAAGGAGAAUGCUCGAGACAAGUUGAGCAUACGAAUAUAGAAGACUUGUUGAGCAUAAUUAUGGCCAGCAAUGAAGCAUUGAACUGGAAGAUGGAGAAACUGCUUGUGGAGGCUGAAGGGAUAAAAAACGGUUGAAAGAGAAAAAUAGUUCAACAAUGGAAGAAACUGAAAAGAGAGGGGAUGACAAUGAUGGAAAUGAUGGAGGGAACAUUGUGAGAAAUAAUGGUGAAGAAACUGGAUCAGAAUAAAUAUAGUGAAAAAGGACAAAAUGAUGGAUAAAAUGAAACUGAAGGAAGCAUGUAUAUUAUCAAUUAAGUAGAUGUGACCAUACGUUUUGAAGAUUUGAGGAAGACAACUAAUCGUAAUUAAGUGAUGAAAAUUACGAGGAA
Molecule: messenger RNA, 1737 nt
Organism: Cucumis sativus (cucumber)
Lineage: Eukaryota; Viridiplantae; Streptophyta; Magnoliopsida; Cucurbitales; Cucurbitaceae
Product: probable tetraacyldisaccharide 4'-kinase, mitochondrial
Exons: 9
Coding region: 63-1388 (441 amino acids)
Biological process (GO): lipid A biosynthetic process
Molecular function (GO): lipid-A 4'-kinase activity; ATP binding
Source: RefSeq, a predicted model, not a curated record